Molecule: messenger RNA, 459 nt
Organism: Lactuca virosa
Lineage: Eukaryota; Viridiplantae; Streptophyta; Magnoliopsida; Asterales; Asteraceae
Source: the annotation of a GenBank genome assembly
AUGAAGAGAAAUUGGGAUGACGAUCGAGAAAUUGAGAACUUAGCCAUGGCCAACUGCAUGAUGCUCCUUAACCGCGUCGGCCGAUCAGAUUCCGGUAGGAUUUUCCAUUGCAAGACAUGCAACAAACAGUUCUCGUCGUUUCAAGCGCUCGGCGGCCACCGUACAAGCCACAAACGGCCUAAAUUAAACGAUGAAUCUCCGGCAAAGGCUAAGACACAUGAAUGUUCCAUUUGCGGAUUGGAGUUUGAGCUUGGGCAGGCGUUGGGUGGUCACAUGCGGAAGCACCGUGACAGUCUGGCGGCAGCGGAGAAGAUUUUUCCGAGGAAAAUGGCGGUGCCGGUGGUGGAGAAGGUUGACGGCGGCGGAAGAGGGUUGUGUUUGGAUUUGAAUUUGACACCCUUUCAGAACGAAAUCAAGAUUUGGAGUCGUAAUGGUAGAACGGCGGGAAUUGCUACUUAG